Molecule: messenger RNA, 801 nt
Organism: Miscanthus lutarioriparius
Lineage: Eukaryota; Viridiplantae; Streptophyta; Magnoliopsida; Poales; Poaceae
Source: the annotation of a GenBank genome assembly
AUGGCGGCGCUGGAGGAAGCGAGGGGGAUGCCAGAUGCAACGCCGAAGCAGAUCAAGAAAGCAUACUACAAUUGCAUCAAAUCAUGUCAUCCUAAUCUCAGUGGGAAUGACCCUGAUAUGACAAAUUUCUGCAUGUUCAUCAAUGAAGUUUACACGGUGCUUACCGAUCCCAUCCAGCGAGCAGUGUAUGAUGAGAUACAUGGGUAUGCCGCGACUGCAACCAAUCCUUUCUUGGAUGACAGUGCACCCCGGGAUCAUGUGUUUGUUGAUGAGUUUAGUUGCAUAGGAUGCAAGAACUGUGCUAACGUGUGUUCUAAGGUCUUUCAAAUUGAGGAAGAUUUCGGACGGGCAAGAGUUUAUGACCAAUCAGGCAGCACAGAACUGAUUCAAGUAGCUAUUGAUAGUUGCCCAGUUGACUGCAUUCAUUGGACUUCAGCUGCGCAACUUUCGCUCCUUGAGGAUGAAAUGCGCAGAGUAGAGAGAGUAAAUGUUGGAUUAAUGCUUGCUGGGAUGGGAGGCUCAGUUGAUGUGUUUCGGAUGGCAAGUUCGCGUUGGGAGAAAAGACAAGCCAAAGUCCUGGAGAAGGUCAGAAGGCGGAUGAGCCAAGAUGAUUCCAGUACGGGUGGCUCAUGGAGUGAUAUCUGGGGAGCACCAACAAGAUACGAGAAGAACGAAGAGGAGGCAAAGGAGAGAGCAAAGCGAGCAGCGGCUGCAGCAAGGAGGUGGCGAGAGUACUCAAGGAAAGGCGCCGACAAGCCUCCUACAUUCAAACUUCCAGAGGCAGUGCCCAACAAGGAGUGA